Molecule: messenger RNA, 1050 nt
Organism: Saccostrea cuccullata (small rock oyster)
Lineage: Eukaryota; Metazoa; Mollusca; Bivalvia; Ostreida; Ostreidae
Product: cyclin-D1-binding protein 1 homolog
Exons: 10
Coding region: 32-1039 (335 amino acids)
Biological process (GO): regulation of cell cycle
Cellular component (GO): nucleus
Source: RefSeq, a predicted model, not a curated record
CACAAAAUAUACAAGUUCCGAUGUAAACAUCAUGGCUGAAAAUGUAUCACAUGGAUCACCUAUUUCCAGUUUUCUACAAAAUAUUGACUUAGCAAGACAGCAGAUCAGAGAUGGAAGCUCUUCACACCGAGAAGACGGAGAAUUUGAUGCUGACAAACUCUGGUCCAGAAUGGAGAAUGUAUUUAAAAUAAUAUCACAUGAAGCCACAAAGAUAUCCUUGGCCUUUAGUGGGAGUCCAGUGCCAUCAGAAAAGGAAUGCACUUCACUGUUUAGUUCUGCAGAAAAAGCAACACUGGCUCUUGUUUCAGUAUUCUACUCCCUGCCAAUAUCACAAGGUAUGAGGUUACAGAAAUCAACAAGAGAAGCCGUGCUUUCCCUGCUGGACAGCUUGAGGGAGCUGAUAUCCAGUAUCCAUGAGGGAUGUCGUGGUAACCAGCAACAGCUGCAGUCAACAGGAGCUGUUUGGCAGGAGGCUGAUCUUUUUGUUAGAAUUCCAAAGAAUAACAGGGAAGCUGUCAUUCAGGAACUGAAGAUAUCCUCCCAGCUGAUCAGGGAUGCUUUAACAGAGCUAGAGCAGGCGAUAGAGGAGGGGGGUUCUUCUGAUGGACUGUUUGGGUCUGAGGGGGAAGAGGAGGGUCCACAGUGGACAGAAUCAGACAAAACUGUCGCUAAACCCUGCGUGGGCCUCAUCAAAACCACCAAAUCACUGCUGAAGAAAACCACAGAGUGUGUCCAGACAAACGGACAGACUCAGCAGUCUACGGAGAUUCAGGAACUGGACAAAUUGGCCGACCUAUCGGAGAGGCUGAGCCCCGCAGUGGAUGACCUGAUUCUGGACCUGUAUCCCCCAAUGGUCAGGGAGAAAGUUCAGGAAAAGGCAAAAACCUUGUUUGACACACAGAAGACAAUUUUAGAGUUCAUAAGAUCAACUCACAUGGCAGGAGAAAAUGAACAGAAAUGGCUUGAAUUUUUGUUGAAAGCAAAUCAGCAUAAUUAUGAAAAUAUUCUAAAAUCAACUGAAGAUAAUUUUACCAAAUAAAUGAAUUAACA